CGGCUGCUAGUUGAAUCUCCACAGCAACAAACUCCAACGUUGACCUUGAGGUAACGGGCAGCAAUGACACCGGCAAGGAGAUCACACCAACGGCUCAGUUAUCCUUGGAGUGCUCCACCCCAAUGUCCUCGAUGAAUCCUUGUGCAUAUCGUCGAUUAUUCCUGCACCACGAGCCACCAUGAAUCUGGCUUUGAUUGACCCGUUUGUUCUUGCUCAAGACUACCCAGAUGCCCUCACGGGCAAGCUCCGCAGCGGACACGCUACUUGCUUACGAUUCAACCGCAAGGGUGACUUCCUAGCUUCUGGACGAGUUGAUGGCACCGUCGUGAUAUUUGACGUGGAGACCAAUGGCGUCGCCCGAAAGCUACGAGGGCAUAGCAAACAGAUUCAAUCGCUAAGCUGGUCGAGAGACGGCAGAUAUCUACUCAGUUCUUCACAGGAUUGGAAGUGCAUAUUAUGGGAUAUGAAAGAUGGCUCCCGCGUGCGAACCGUGAGAUUCGAAGCCCCAGUAUACAUUGCCGAAUUCCACCCAUUUAACCACUGGCUUUUUGUCGCUUCAUUGUUUGAAGAGCAACCAGUUCUCGUCGAUAUAUCCGCACCGCGGCCCGUAAAACGGAUUCUCCCUUCCGCUCCCCUGCGACCUCAUCUCGAAGACACCGAUCCGGCGGUAGUUGCAAAACAAGCGGCACAAGACGCGAAACAUUCAACUUGCGUCACAAUAUUCACUGCACUUGGAAACCACAUAAUAUCAGGCACAUCGAAGGGUUGGAUUAACAUCAUCGAAACCCAAACGUGCACUACAAUCCACUCAACGAGACUAUGUAACGGCGUCGUAAUCCUCCUCCGCCUUGCUAGAAACGGACGUGAUCUACUCGUCAACAGUUCAGACCGCGUCAUUCGCACAAUACUGAUACCCGACCUGUCCCAGCUUGGCGUCAGCCUCGAUCCCUCCGCUAUAAAGCUCGAAGUCGAGCACAAAUUCCAAGACGUCGUCAACCGCCUGAGCUGGAACCACGUCGCCUUCUCAUCCACAGGAGAAUUUGUUACGGCCUCCACCUUCAUGAACCAUGACAUCUACGUCUGGGAACGCAGCCAUGGUUCUCUCGUGAAGAUCCUCGAAGGCCCGAAGGAAGAACUAGGCGUUGUAGAAUGGCAUCCUAGCCGUCCGAUGGUGGCAGCCUGCGGCCUCGAGUCGGGAUGCAUAUAUACAUGGUCGAUAGUGAGCCCGCAGAAAUGGUCUGCGCUAGCGCCGGAUUUUGCAGAGGUAGAGGAGAAUGUCGCGUAUGUGGAGCGCGAGGAUGAAUAUGACAUCCACCCCGCUGAGGAGGUGCAUCAGCGCCGUCUAGAUCUAGAGGAUGAGGAACCGGACGUUUUGACCAUUGAGCCGGUCAAGGGCGAAGAGGAUGAUGCGGGGGGUGCCUUGCAUGCCUUCCGCAUGCCUGUCCUACUCGAUAUAAGCGACAGUGAGAGCGAGGAUGACAUCGUGGCUGUGGGACCGGGGACCAUGCGGCGAAGAAGUCCCGGUGCGGCGAAGGAACCAGUCAAUAAUAGUGCGGGCGGUAAUAAUGGUGGGGAAAGCGGAGGUGCUGCUGUUACGAAUAAUGGCAUGGGCCGUGCUCAAAACAAGGGGCGGCGGAGAUAAGGCACCAGAGAAUUUUGAUAAUAAUGACGAUCGUGAUGUAUUAUGAUGAAAGGACAGCUCAAGAUGUGUGUGCUCAUUUGCCAAUGGGAUGUGUGUUAUCUUGUGUUAGGCCCCCAAGAACUCUCCCGCACAUCUAUUGUUAGAGGGUGAAAUACCUGUUGGUUCUUCGAGCUGAAUUUCUUACCCAACGUGGCGCACCAUUCACCCUGGGAGGUUCUUAAUAUUCAUCAUAGUGGGAUGUUGCAGUGUUUCAUUCCAACUUGUAAUAAAAUAAACAAUGCAUCAUUCCAGGUCCGAUAAACGGAGGACAAUAUAACUCUCCUUCCCGUUGCCCUACAUCACACCAACCGUGAAGAAAACAAUAGGCUACGAAUCCAAAGGGGAAAAUCCGGAAAUAGACAAGGAAAAAGAAAACAACAGAAAAAAAGCAAAGAGAAAACAGAGAAAGCACACAUAUCAUUUUCCACAACAAUGUUAAAUAUCUUGUCAGCGCACACGUAAUGUAUGUAUGUACAUGUACAUGUACAUAGUUACAUACAUCCAUACAAACCAAGAGAAAAAGCGAAAAAACCGGGUUAAAACCAGCGGCGAAGCCCGCUCGCCCGCGCCGCAUCAUGGCAAAAAAGCACCAACGAGCUAGGAGGUGACUGGCUAAAUUGGAUAUACAGCAGCGAGCCCCCAAGUCCAUGUUCGCGCGUGCAGUAUCCGCUCUGUCGGGUCCUGAGAACAAAGAGGGAAAAAGAAAAGAGGGGAGCGAAGGAGGCGCUGGCAUGCUCUGCGAUUCACUUCAACAUCUGCAUUGUUGCUCUUAUCUUCCACCAGUUUCCAAUGUCUUUCAGUGGAAAUGAUAUGAGUAAAAAGAACAACCACUAACUAGUGAAACUUGGGGGCGGUGGGAAAGAAUAGAAACAAUAGCGAGAGUAAGAGGUUGUGCGAAGAGAAACAAAGGGAGGGAGCCAAUCACCUGGUUGGAUUGUAUAGUUCAAAAAGAACCUGUGGGCUGGAUAAACGAAAAACGUUGGGUUGUUUCUGUCUGAAGCAAGGCGGAGCAAGAAUAUAUGGAAAAGCAAGUUGUGCCAGGUCAGGUAAGGCAAAAGAAGUAACCUUUUUCUGCUGAUUUUAUAUAUUUUUCUAUUCCGCUCUCCCACCUGAAAAAUGAACAAUAGUAAUAGUUGGAAGGGAUGUAUGGUUGGACAAUUAAUCGUGGUGAGAUUAGGAUGGAAGAAUGCGCGAAAUAGGGAUAUGGACAUGCAUAUAUGGAGGAUAAAAAUAGUUUAUAUCGAAAGAAAAAUAAAGUAGCAGUAUAUAUAUGACAACAAAUAGGAAAGAAGGAUAACAUCUUUGGAAUAUUUAGUGAAUGGGUCACCAAAGCAAGAAAAGAGAGGGCCAGGAAUGGAGAGAAAGAGAGAGCGCCAUACAAGCUAGACAUCAAUCAUUCAUCGUAUCGAGAGUCAUUAUAUCAUCCUCACCAAAAGAAAGGAAGGCAUGAGGAUACAGAAAACAAGAGAAACCUCCAUCAUGGUUCCCCCGCUAUGGCUUUUGAUGUCUUUCCGAUCUAUGUGUAUAUCAUGGUUAAUAAUAAAAAAAAUUAUUCAUGUCCAGGAACCCAGGAGAGAAUGCUGUCGACGGAAUGGAAGAGGUACAAGGGCUCAAUAACGAUCGACAAACAAAAUUAAAUGAAAAAUUUUCAAAAUUAAAUGAGCAGGCAAAAUCAGGGAGGAAACGUCUAUAGUUGUUGAGGG
Molecule: messenger RNA, 3384 nt
Organism: Blastomyces dermatitidis ER-3
Lineage: Eukaryota; Fungi; Ascomycota; Eurotiomycetes; Onygenales; Ajellomycetaceae
Product: WD domain-containing protein
Exons: 5
Coding region: 179-1642 (487 amino acids)
Cellular component (GO): Set1C/COMPASS complex
Molecular function (GO): protein binding
Source: RefSeq, a predicted model, not a curated record